AUGUUGAUGGGGCAAAGUCAGUUUUUUUUUGAUGUUAUAUCUGAAUGGAUUUUUCAAGAAAAACUUAUUCGUUUUGUUAAUUUAAAAUCAAUUAUUCUUAGUCGAUAUUAUCUAACGGAAACAUUAAUUAACAAUUUAUCUUUACUUGUUCAAUAUCAAUUGGAUGAACUAAUAUUGAAAAUUGAUAAAGAUACUUUUGAAAUGUUUUACUAUACACAGAAAUCUUGGAUAAAUAAUCUUAAAGAAGUUCGCAAAUUUACAACAAUAUGCAAUCACUUUAUACGUCAACUUUUUUCUUCUAAAUGUCAAUUAACUUCGCUUCAACUUGAUAUUUCUAAAGAUAACUCUGUUUUUCAAAUCCAUAAUUGUCUUUCAUCAUCUUCUGACAUUAUUUCAAAUCCAAUCGACAAUCAACUUGUUACUAAAUGUAUGACUCUUCGUCGUUUACACGUUCAUCUUUUUUUUGGUUCUUUUAUUGAACAUAUUAUUGAGCAUGUACCCAAUCUUGAAAUUCUCUCAGUUAUAUUCAGAGAUUCAUUGGCUAGUGAAUUUGUACAUCAGAUGAAGAUUGAAAAGUUUACGUCAACUGUUAUCAGUUGAUUAUAUCCAUUAAUUCGAAAAUAUCAUUUUUUUAUAGGACAAGAAAAAUUUGUUACUGAAUCUGAAUAUACCAUCUUUUUACAAUCAUCAUUGAAUGUGUUACAAUCGAAACUGACCGAUAUUCAUCUUCAAUAUGUUACAAGACUUGAUUUUGGAUCUCACUUUCGUCGUAAUUCUGAAUAUAAUCAGAAUUCUAUUGAUCAAAAUAUAUUACGAGCAAAAAUACUUGCUUACAUAAUUUCAAUGCCAAUUCAAUUGAUAUAUCUUCGAAUCGAACAAUUUGAAUGGCUUUUACAUAUUGUUGAAUAUACAUCUGAUCAACUUAGAAAAAAUGCAUUGAGUACAAUUCGAUAUGCUGAAUUUUGUCUUCCCAACUGUCAUAGAGGUUCAAAUGAAUCGAUUCGUAUUGGAAAAAAUCUUGUAUCAUUUCUUGGUAAUUAUAUUCCAUAUUUGCAAACAUUACGUCUUUGGCGACCAGACGAUUUUCCUUGGACAUCAAUUCGACCAGAAUUUCGAGCAGGAUAUCGUGGUCAAGUUUUGAUUGAUAAAUGGAUAAGAUCUUUAACAACAUCUCAAUCAAUUGUUGAACAUGUUACCCUAUUUGAAUAUGAUCUUUCUCAAUUAAUUCAAAAAUUAAAACAAUUUACCUUCCUUGAUAUUUAUGGUCAAAUUGAUCAUCAAAAAAUUGAACCUUAUCGUUCUAUGAUUCAAAGACGCUUUCCUAAUAGUCGAGUUGAGAUUCAAAUAACAAGAUGUCGUCUUUGGUUUUGA
Rotaria sp. Silwood1 is the source of this 1371-nucleotide messenger RNA. NCBI's taxonomy places the organism in Eukaryota, Metazoa, Rotifera, Eurotatoria, Philodinida, Philodinidae. The record is from the annotation of a GenBank genome assembly.